UGGAGCAGUGGGCCUUGGCUUGCUCGCACUGUAGGUGAGUCCAAAAUCCAGGACUCACGCAGAGAGGAUCCUCUACAAUAUUCACCACCAAAACAACCGAGCCUUUGCCUUGACUGAUCUUUAUUUCUUGAAGAUUAACUGCCACAAUGGAUAAAUAUGAAGUCAUUAAACUCCUUGGAGAAGGAGCAUUUGGAAAAGCUUUCUUAGUGAAAGCUAAAGACAACAACAAGCACGUUGUAGUAAAAGAAAUUAAAAUUGCAAAGGUGCACCAGAAAGAAAGAGAAGCUGCCCUUAAAGAAGUGACACUAAUGGACAAAAUGAAGCACCCCAACAUUGUUAAAUAUUUGGACUCAUUUGAAGAGGGGCAAAGCCUGUUUAUAGUAAUGGAAUAUUGUGAUGGUGGUGACCUGAUGCACAGAAUUAACAUGCAACAUGGAGUUUACUUUACAGAGGAGCAGGUCUUGGACUGGUUUGUGCAAAUUUGCUUAGGGCUGAAACACAUUCAUGACAGAAAGAUCCUGCACAGAGAUAUCAAAACACAGAACAUUUUCCUUUGUAAUAAAGGAGUAACUGUAAAACUUGGAGACUUUGGAAUUGCACGAAUGUUGAACAAUACUGUGGAGUUAGCACAUACAUGUAUAGGAACGCCAUACUAUUUAUCCCCUGAGAUAUGUGCGAACCAACCAUACAAUAACAAAACUGAUAUUUGGUCUCUCGGAUGUGUCCUGUAUGAGUUAGCCACUCUGAAUCAUCCAUUCGAAGGCAAUAAUUUGCAUCAGUUAGUGUUGAGGAUCUGUAGAGGUCGCUAUGCCCCAGUAAAUUCCAGAUACACCUAUGACUUGAAGAUGUUAUUAGCCCAGCUGUUUAAAGUAAACCCCCGUGAUCGACCAUCCAUCAAUUCAAUUUUAAAAAAGAAGUUCUUGGAGAAGCGUAUUAGAAAAUACCUCAGUGCUGAGCUAAUAAAGGAAGAAUUUAGCCACACAGUCAUCCAUGGGAAGAAGUCGCCUGCAUCGAGACUUACAGCAGCCAGUUCACAAUCAGCUCCAAAGAUACAGAAAGCUAAAUGUGCGAUGAAUCAGCGACCAAGACCACUAAUAAAUAAAAAGCCACCACCAGCUCAUUAUGAAUGGAAAGCAUCAGCAGUGGCCAACAGACCGAAUAUCAAGCAAUUUAACAAUCUAUUAACUGCAAAGCCAGCACCUCCCAGGAUCGAAGGCCGGUAUGGACACUACCAUGGUUAUCUAGAUUACAUGGCGAGAAGACCAAAUGACCACAUACCUCCACCUGUGCCUUAUUAUAACUACCAAAUUGAAGAUUACAGACAAAAAGUGAAUCAUGAUCCACUUCAUUGGCCAUAUGCUGUGCAUGAAGAAUACAUUCAGAGAAAAUUGGAAGCACAAGAAUAUAAGAUAAAAGUAGAAAAACAAUUGGGAAUACGUCCUCGCUCAUCAGACCAUUAUGAAUAUCAAAUUCCAAAUCCAGAUGCACAGGCUAGACAAUGUGCUAAGCAGCAAGCCAAGAAAAGAGGAGCAGCAGAUGAAGAAUAUUGUCAGCGACUGAAGGAAAUAAGGCAGCAGUAUCAGCAUGAAGUGAAAGAAAUUAGGGGAAAAAUGGAAAUAAAGGAGAAUCACCCUGGUAUAUUAGCUGAGACGUAUCAUAUUGAUCGAGAAAAACCUGUAGAAUAUGUGACUGAGCUUCAGGAACAAAACAAAGACAAACAGCCUCAUCAGGUCUUUGAGGAAGAUCUGAAGCAAAUGAGAUUGCAGCACCAAAUGGAAAAGAAAGCACUGGAGCUCAAACACAAAGUAAAGGGGGGAAUAAAAUUUGAGAUAAUGUUCAAUGAAGAGUUGACUCAUGAAGAUUCCCAGCAAAAGGAGGAGCUGGAUAUGUUAAAUCAAACACUGACACACGAACAAGGAGAUAUCCUUAAACAGAAGAAAUGGCACUUCACUGAGGCAGGAAAUAUUCUUGAAGAUCUUGCAAACAAAACAUUAGAAGUAACAUCCUCUCAAAUGGAAGCUACCUCCAAAUCCGAUGAGGUUAUGGUGAUGAAUGCAGAUACUCCUAAAAGCAGAAAUCAUUGGAAACAAAAACCACCAGAUACUUUGCUGAAUGCACUACAGGCUGCUGAACUAUCAUCUGUUUGUCAGACCAUGAGUGAAAAUCACAUUGAUGACACAAUGACUACUUUGAAAACAACUGAUGAGAACGAUGAUCUCAAAUCAAGUACUGCCUCUGAAACAGAAUUCGAUAAGGCAAGACUGGAACCUAGAUCUGAUGACGAUGACACAUGCUGUCAGACCUACUGAACCUUUCCAGCAAUUUCUGUUUUUGCUUUUGCUGGAGAACCCUCUCUUGCCUGAACGGGUGCAGCUCCAACGACACUCAAGAAGUCUGACGACAUUCAGGACAAAGCAGCCCACUUGAAUUUUAUCACAUUGAAACAAUUCACUCCCUCCACCUUCAUGCUCAGCUGCAGCAGUGUGUACCGUCUACAAGAUGCAUUGCAGAAAUUCACCAAAGUUGCUGAGACAGCAUGUUCCAAACCUAUGAUCACUAUCACCUAGAAUGAUUUGAGCAGCAGACAUGUGGGGGCACCAGCACUUGCAAGUGCACAUUCCAUUUACCGUCCUGACUUGUAAAUAUGUUGCUGUUCCUUCAGUCUCGCUAGACCAAAAUCCUAGAACUCCCUCCCUAACAGCAUUGUGAAACUACAUACAGAGCAUGGGCUGCAAGCAGUUCAAGAAGGCAGCCCACCACCUGCUUCUCAAGGGGAAAUAAGGACGGGCAAUAAAUGCUAGCCAAACCAGCAAAGUUUCCAUUUCAUGUGUGAUUAAUAAGACUUCUUUUCAAUUCCAAUGGCCUAAAUCCCUUAUCAGUCUGACAACUGGAAAAAUUCUCUCCAAACUCUCACGGCUUGGAGACUUCCGAUCACUUCAUUGGGAUUGUAUUAUAGGCCCCUUAAUAUUCAGCCGGAAAUUGAGAAGCAAAUAUAUAAGGAGAUCUCAGAUAUCUGUAAGAAUGCUUAGGUUGUAAUGGUUGAGGAUUUUAACUUUCUAAACAUAGACUGGGACUGGCAUAGUGUUAGGGGCUUGGAUGGAGAGGAAUUUGUUAAGUGUACAGGAAAGCUUCCUUAUGUGCAUGUACCUAUUCCAGUAGAGCAAUACUUGAUAUUCUGUUGGAAAUAAGGCAGAGCAAGUGACUGAGGUGUAAGUGGUGAAGCACUUUGGAGUAACAUAGAACAUAGAACAUAGAACAGUACAGCACAGAACAGGCCCUUCAGCCCACAAUGUUGUGCCGACCAUUGAUCCUCAUGGAUGCACCCUCAAAUUUCUGUGACCAUAUGCAUGUCCAGCAGUCUCUUAAAUGACCCCAAUGACCUUGCUUCCACAACUGCUG
Molecule: messenger RNA, 3399 nt
Organism: Stegostoma tigrinum
Lineage: Eukaryota; Metazoa; Chordata; Chondrichthyes; Orectolobiformes; Stegostomatidae
Product: serine/threonine-protein kinase Nek5-like
Exons: 22
Coding region: 147-2309 (720 amino acids)
Biological process (GO): protein phosphorylation
Molecular function (GO): protein kinase activity; ATP binding
Source: RefSeq, a predicted model, not a curated record